ACUCCGAGGCGGCGACGGCUUGGGCGGACGGUGCACGGUGCGCAGGCGCGGUGCUAGACCUCGCUGCACCCCCGUCGCCACCGGGAGUCGCACCCACUGAGUCCGCCCGCUGGCGGGUCAGUACACUCGCCCUCCUCUGUCCUCCCGGGUUUCCACAGUGCCCUACGCACCCAGAUGGCGGAGCUGCGGCCUAGCGGCGCCCCCGGCCCCACCGCGCCCCCGGCCCCUGGCCCUACUGCCCCUCCGGCCUUCGCCUCGCUCUUCCCCCCGGGUCUGCACGCCAUCUACGGAGAGUGCCGCCGCCUUUACCCUGACCAGCCGAACCCCCUCCAGGUUACCGCUAUCGUCAAGUACUGGUUGGGUGGCCCAGACCCUUUGGACUAUGUUAGCAUGUACAGGAACAUGGGGAGCCCUUCUGCCAACAUUCCUGAGCACUGGCACUACAUCAGCUUUGGCCUGAGUGAUCUCUAUGGUGACAACAGAGUCCAUGAGUUUACUGGAACAGAUGGACCUAGUGGUUUUGGCUUUGAGUUGACAUUUCGCCUAAAGAGAGAAACCGGGGAGUCUGCCCCACCAACAUGGCCCGCAGAGCUAAUGCAGGGCCUGGCCCGAUAUGUGUUCCAGUCAGAGAACACCUUCUGCAGUGGGGACCAUGUAUCUUGGCAUAGCCCUUUGGAUAACAGUGAGUCAAGAAUUCAGCACAUGCUGCUGACAGAGGACCCACAGAUGCAGCCUGUACAGACACCCUUUGGGGUAGUUACCUUCCUCCAGAUUGUUGGCGUCUGCACCGAGGAGCUACACUCAGCCCAGCAGUGGAAUGGGCAGGGCAUCCUGGAACUGCUGCGGAUGGUGCCCGUCGCUGGUGGCCCCUGGCUGAUAACUGACAUGCGGAGGGGAGAGACCAUAUUUGAGAUCGAUCCACACCUGCAACAGGAGAGAGUUGACAAAGGCAUUGAGACAGACGGCUCCAACCUGAGCGGUGUCAGUGCCAAGUGUGCCUGGGAUGAUCUGAGCCGGCCCCCUGAGGACGAUGAAGACAGCCGGAGCAUCUGCAUUGGCACACAACCCCGACGGCUCUCUGGCAAAGACACAGAGCAGAUCCGAGAGACCCUGAGGAGAGGACUUGAGAUCAACAGCAAACCUGUCCUUCCACCCAUCAACCCUCAGAUCAACCCUCAGCGGCAGAAUGGCCUCACCCAUGACCGGGCCCCGAGCCGCAAAGACAGCCUGGAAAGUGACAGCUCCACGACCAUUAUUCCCCACGAGCUCAUACGCACGCGACAACUGGAGAGCGUACAUCUGAAAUUCAACCAGGAGUCAGGAGCUCUCAUUCCUCUCUGCCUAAGGGGCAGGCUCCUGCAUGGACGGCACUUUACAUAUAAAAGUAUCACGGGUGAUAUGGCCAUCACAUUUGUCUCCACGGGAGUGGAAGGUGCCUUUGCCACUGAGGAGCAUCCUUACGCAGCUCAUGGACCCUGGUUACAAAUUUUGUUGACUGAAGAGUUUGUAGAGAAAAUGUUGGAGGACUUAGAAGAUUUGACUUCUCCAGAGGAAUUCAAACUUCCCAAAGAGUACAGCUGGCCUGAAAAGAAGCUCAAAGUCUCCAUCCUUCCGGAUGUGGUGUUCGACAGUCCUCUGCACUAGCCUGGGCUGGGCCCUGCUGGGGCCAAGGGAGCCCAGCUGCUCUCUAGUGACUUCUGGUAUAACAACUGCAUAAAAGGACAAGCGUGAGGACGACUGUGCAACUGCCACGCAUGGCCACAGGCCCCCACCUCACUUCCAGUUCAGGGGCCUUGCCCCCCAGCCAGCCAAGCCCACCUGACCAGGCCCUCGUCCCACUGGGCCAGUGAGCAGGCACAUGCAAACCCUCCCCACCUCCUGGCACCACAGGUUCUGGUUUGAGAUUUGACUCUGGACCCUUGAUGUGCCCUUGGGUGGAGACAGGCCUUGUCCUCAUCUACCCCUGCCACCCAGCCUGGUGCAGAGUACAUGUGGGUGGCUGCCCAGUUCAGCCCCUCACAUCUUUGCUCAUUCAGCUGCUCCAGCCAUGGAACGAUCCCUAUGAUCACGUUUGAUUUUCUUCCUUAUUUUAUUUUGUAGAAACCAAAUCAUAUUUUAUAGCAUGGCAAAGAUGUCCAGAAGCCAUCUGUAUAAUGUUUUUUAAACAGAACUUUAUUCCCAGGUGAACUUUCUCAUUCUCUCAGACAGGGGCCUGGGGCUCUGUCGGCCCCUGUGCCUCCACCAGAGGAGGAGCCCAGAUCCUGGAGCAGUCCCUGCUUCCCAGAGGAACUUUUCUUCCUAUCUGGGCCGGAGGAGCCUGGACACUCUACAUACAGCCUCGAGCCCAGUUAAGCUGGUGCCAGGAAGCAGUGCUGCUGCUAUUUUCCAAGUGAACUUGGCCCCCACAAGGUUCAGGGGUCUUCAGGGACUCGAAGAUUUGGUGGCCCCAGUCUCAACUUCCAGACCUUUCCCACGACCAGGCCUACCAGGAGAAGGCAAAACACACCAUAUUGUACACCUCACAGACCAUUGCCAUCUGCUACUCAGGGCCUAGGUCUCCCUGUCCCCUUUCCUCAUCCUCUAGGCUUGCCAGCACCCAGGCUGCAGGACUUUGGCUUAUUAAAAAUUGAAAAAUCAGUCUUUCACCAUUUCUUUCACUUUGAUUUUGCUUAUACUGCUCUCUGCCAGCCCACCCAGCCCUGCCCCAAUCUUCCCUGCAUCCAUUCUUUUCUCGUUUUUCAUCCUCUGUUCAUUGUCCUGUCUCCUUUCUGCAUCCUGGCCUCUUGUGGUGCUUUGUCCCUCAACCCCAGUACUGCAGAUCUCACAGUUUGCCUUCUGGAAGCCAACCUAUCUCUGGCCCACUCUUCUGGAGUUCUCUUGAGUUGUCUCACACUUCUGACCUGGAAUUAGCAAGCCCCUUUCCUGUCCUCUUAGCCUCUAGGGAACUUCCAAAAUCACCCUUCAGACCUCUCCAAAGUAAAGUUUUGUUUGUCAUGGACCACACAGGGCUCCUCCCUGGCUCUGUUUGGCUCCACCACUCACAUGGGCACUACCUCAGGUACAUCAGGAGGCCCAUAGUACAGAAUCCCUCUGAUGAGAUAUCCAGCCUCCAAGAGCUGCCUUCAAGGUCAUGAAGGUUGGCUGGGCUCUCCAAGGAACAAGAGUUGAACUUCACAAAGGGGCCACUAGGCCCAGACCCUUCUAUACAACUCCAGGGUUAUCCUGUUAAGGCUGCUAAGCUCAGAAUGCCAAGGCAGAUAGCCUGAAGUAUGUGGGAGAGACUGGCCUCAGGCCCCUCCAGCCAGGAAACAAGCCUCUCUGGACUAUGCCUGCUGCCCUGAAGACUUUCCCCAAAGGGUGCUGGCUGACCUUCAUCCACCCUGGCAGCUCUGCCUCUGAAGCUCUUGUCUUCUGACAUUUCAUGGUCAGAGAGGCACCUUCAUGAAUUUGCCAUCCUGCCAUCCCAACCAGCAUCUCCCCAAAUUCUGCCUUCCUGGGAACUGCCUAAGGGAUCCCUGCUACCGCUUACCCUACCUCUGUCUGCCUACUUUGGGGAGGGGGUGCGUUUUCUGAGCUAAGUUUUGUCAUCGGUAUGCGAAACAUCUGAUCAACAACUUGCCCCAGGCCUACAGGACCUUUGUAGACUGAUGGCAUCACCAGCUUGGUGGCCCUGAGCUUGGAGAAGUUGGGAAUGGCAGGAGGGAACAGGAAAGCUCUGGAUGAUAAGCCCAGGAAGCCUGGGGCCCCUUUCUGCCCCCACCAUAUUAGGAGCCUCAUGAACAUCCAAGAUCCUGCUGGUGCCGAGCACCCAUUAUUUCUCUAAAGAACAGUGACUCCAGGAGAGGGAAAGGCCUCAGCCAUUGCUCACCAGGUCUUUCCUGUGGACUCUGAGGUUUCUCAGGGAGGAGGUUUUCCAAUGAGCUACUGGCUGGUGAGAGGGGACCCUGACAGGAUCAAGCAAACCUGACCUUAUAUGGUCCCCAGCACAGCUUCCAGCACAGCUUCCAGCACAUGGUGGGUACUCAGUAAAUGGACUCCUUCUUCCCUCCCUGCAGCUCAUAUGGGUCAAGGAGGCAGGGACCCUCCCUUUGUCUCCCUCUAUCUGCCCCUUCUGCAGGCUUGCUCAGUCCUACCCCAUCUUUCCAGGUCCCUGGUAUUGAAAACUUCAGAGAAGGGGUUCCCUGCUUGCUAUACCUGCUGCUAUCUAAGGCAGACUUCUGUGGCUGCCAAGGUCCACUCUGGGCUGCAAGAGGAUGACUGCCAUUCUGAGGGGACAAGGACGCUCUGCAAGGUCUUUGGCCUGGCAGGGAAGUUGGUGCCUCCUAUUCGUCCAUAGGCAAGGCUCUGGGCCAGGGACUAGGAAGCCUUUGGGUGAGUCUAAAAGGGCUAGAAAAUUCUUAAAACCAGACCCAAGGUCUUGGGAUGGUUUUGGAGACUGAGUUGAGAGUGGGGAGAAAAACUGAAGGUUGGUGCCCCUAUGGGGCGACCAGUGGAGAACUCCCUGGACUGUAUUUUUUAAUCUGAUCUUCCCUCUCUGCCUUCCAGGACGCCUAUGCCAGGUGAGGUGCCUGGGUUCCUGUUACAAGUCAGGAGCCCUGUAGGAAGGCCCCGCCUUUUGUAUAAGUACCUGAAUGCUGCAAGAAGCAGACUUUUGUAAAUUUUAUAUUAGUUUUUAAUGUCAGUGGUGACUCCAUUCCUGGGGCUGCAGCCAGCCUGGGGCUUUUGUAAGAAUUUUUGAGUGACUCACUUAGAUGUUGUUCCUUCUUGCCCCUCUUCCUCUGUGUAAUCUAAGUGCAUUAAACAUAUUUGCAGAA
This is a messenger RNA of Sciurus carolinensis (gray squirrel), 4814 nucleotides long. RefSeq names its product SUFU negative regulator of hedgehog signaling (gene Sufu). The coding region runs from base 175 to 1644 and encodes 489 amino acids. The record is from RefSeq and is a predicted model, not a curated record. Gene Ontology annotation, cellular component: nucleus; cytoplasm. The transcript is spliced from 12 exons. Gene Ontology annotation, molecular function: transcription factor binding. Lineage: Eukaryota; Metazoa; Chordata; Mammalia; Rodentia; Sciuridae.